AUGAGCUUGCAAAUAUCCGUACCAGUCGCUCCACUCCCACAAGCAGAAAUUGAUGCAUACACUGAUCGCAUUGGAGGAAGCCCAGUCUGGCUACGACACCACCCACCACCAAACCACAUACCAACGUGCUCAUCAUGCACAUCCCCUCUCUUCCUCAUCGCUCAAAUCCAAGCUCCAAACCCAGACCGGAAGACCAUGGGCAGAAUCUUGUAUGUCUUUGGAUGUAAUUCACGAGUGUGUAUGAAGAGGCCUGGGAGUUGGAGAGUGUUGAGAGGACACGAGUAUGUCGAGCCUCGAGAGAGGGUUGAAGUCAAGCCUGCUGUUGAGGUGGAUGAGAAGCCUAAAGUUGUGGCUACUGCUUCAACUUGGGCGAAUACAUUGUUUCCUGCUGUCGAUGACUGGGCCGAUGAUGAACCAGCUGCAAGCAGCAGUGUGAAUUCUCUUACGAGUGCGCUGGAAAUCAAGGAUCUGCUUAAAGCUAAAGAGGAUACUGUCGUGUUGGAAGUGGGGACUGUGAGGAGUAGUUGUAGUGUGAAGCAGGAUGCAGAGAGUAACGCAUUGCCGAGUGCGGGUAUGGUGGCUGCUACUGCGGAGAUUUGCGUAGAGCCGGUGAUAAAUAUUCCAUCUUCAGCCUGGACCCAACUCCCUUCCUUCCCACCCCACUCAAUCGAAUUCUACACCCCAGUACCAACCAAACCCGACGACUUCUCGCACGAGCAGUCCCUACUAUCCGAAUACCAAAAAACAGCCAAGGAUUUCGAAGCACCGUCAUCAGACAACGGUACAUCCGCAUGGGCACCAGAAUCAUACGAAAAGAAUUACGCAAAAGGAGUUGACAAACUCCUCCACAAAUUCCUCAAAACAGUCACUGCAGAGGACGCCAGUCAGUGUAUCCGAUACCAGUUUAACGGAACCCCGUUACUGUUUUGUGGAGAUGACGUCGCUGCUCAGGUAUAUAGUAAGAGCAUACCGCCGGCAUGUGAGAACUGUGGCGCUGCAAGGGUAUACGAGUGCCAGCUCAUGCCUGGGAUAUUGUCUGUGCUGCCGACGGAGAAGUUUGCCGGUGGGAGUCACAAGGGGAAGAGUCCUGAGAAGGUACAGGAUUUCAAUACGUGGUUGGAGGCUAAUGCACAGGGGAUGGAUUUCGGGACUGUGCUUGUGUAUACGUGUGGUGCGGAUUGUGUGAGUGGGGAUUUGGAGGCAGAUGUGGCAUAUAUGGAGGAGCAUGCUGUCGCGCAGGUUGAGAGCAUUGGAUGA
Synchytrium microbalum is the source of this 1257-nucleotide messenger RNA. RefSeq lists its product as uncharacterized. Gene Ontology annotation, cellular component: cytoplasm. Lineage: Eukaryota; Fungi; Chytridiomycota; Chytridiomycetes; Synchytriales; Synchytriaceae. The transcript has 5 exons. The record is from RefSeq and is a predicted model, not a curated record. The coding region runs from base 1 to 1257 and encodes 418 amino acids.